Messenger RNA from Dissoconium aciculare CBS 342.82, 1077 nucleotides. RefSeq names its product alpha/beta hydrolase fold-3. The transcript has 2 exons. NCBI's taxonomy places the organism in Eukaryota, Fungi, Ascomycota, Dothideomycetes, Mycosphaerellales, Dissoconiaceae. The record is from RefSeq and is a predicted model, not a curated record. Gene Ontology annotation, molecular function: hydrolase activity. Bases 1 to 1077 code for a protein of 358 amino acids.
AUGGCCGACUACUCCCAAUACAACGGCAUAUCUCCCGCCAUGGAGAAGCUCCUUCCCCACAUCCCGGAGCCGCCGCCAGGAAUGACCAUCCAGACCCUCAAGCAAUACCAGAACAGCAGCCGCGAGGAAGCAGUACGCGAGGACAUGAAAUCGCUGGCCGACAAAGUCGUGAUCAAGGACCAUUCCAUCCCGUCCCGCGACGGCACCACCCAGAUCGAAGCCCGCAGCUACCGACCAGCCGACAAACCCGCCGACGCGAAACUUCCCAUCUUCCUCUUCUUCCACGGCGGCGGGUUCCUGCUCGGCACCCUCGGCACGGAGGACUCCACCUGCUCGCGCGUCGUCAUCGCGCUCGGCGACGUCGUCGUCCUGCACGUCAACUACCGACACACGCCGGAAUUCGUGUGGCCGACGCAGUGGGAUGAUUCCGAGGACGGACUGGAGUGGGCGUAUGCGAACGCCGAGGCUUUCGGCGGCGACGCGUCACGGAUCGUGGUGGGAGGGAUCUCCGCCGGGGCGCAAUUGACGGCCGCGCUGGUGCAGACGAAGAAGCGCGAGGGCGCGGCUUCGUUUGGGAGUCUCCUGGGCCAAGUCUUGAUGAUCCCGUGCCUGACGGAUGAGCCUGCGAGGGAGGCCCUCUUCGCGGCCAAAUUGAAGGACCCGAAAGUCUCCUCCUGGGUCGACAAUGCGGAUGCUCCGAUCUUGCCGGUCAGUCGGGUGAGGCUCUUUUCGCAGCUGCUCCUGCCUCAGGAUAAGGUGGUAGACACUGUGGAUCCGAGGGUGAGCCCGGGCAUCGCGACCGAUGAGGAGGUCAAGGGUCUGCCGCCGGCGGUGUUUGGUAUCGCAGGUUUGGACCCGCUCCGGGACGAGGGACUGUUGUAUGCGGAGCAAUUGGCUGCGAACGGCGUACCGACAAAGACACACCUGUUCAAGGGUGUGCCUCAUGGUCACCGACGGUUCGGUGACCUGCUCGCGAGUGCAUCCAAGGCCUGGGACGAGGUCUUGGAGGAUGGUGUUCGCUGGGCGUUAUCUCGGCCCAAGCUCGAGGCGAACUCGCCGGUCAUUGUUCAUGAAUAA